AUUGAACCAAAAGUGAUAUAUCAGUGAGUGAAGACUGUUCAAACGUGUGGCGGCGGGACAAAGAAACAAAACAGAAAAAUUUAUUCCAAAUUAACGCGGAUUGGACAAAGUAAUAAAUGAUCUCUUGGUUCCAAUGCAAGUUUCAUUGCAUUUCUGCAAAUUUUGCAUAUUCUUCUAAACUUUGACUUCAAUUUCAAAUCAAUGUCGUCGUCGUCGUCAUCAUCAUCAUUCCCCAAUCAUCAAUGGCUCUACGACGUGUUCCUCAACUUCAGAGGAGAAGACACACGCAGCAAAUUCGUUUCACAUCUUCAUGCAUCACUCUCAAAUGCUGGAAUCAACACUUUUGUUGACUAUCAGCUUGACAAAGGAACAGAGCUAGAAUCAGAACUUCUUCAAGCAAUAGAAGACUCUCACAUUUCGAUUGUUGUUUUCUCCAAAACAUAUACUGAAUCUAGUUGGUGUCUUAACGAACUUGAAAAAAUCAUGAAAUGUCGAAGAAAUUAUGGUCAGAUUGUUUUGCCUAUUUUCUAUGAUGUUGAUCCUUCCGUUGUUCGUCAUCAGAAAGGUGCUUAUGGAAAUGCUUUGAGAUCUACUGCAGAAAAGAGAUACUCUGAAGGGGAAGCUGUUGAAUAUGUGUUGUCUAGAUGGAAAAUUGCACUCACUCAAGCUUCAAAUUUGUCUGGUUGGGAUCUUACCAAUUGCAGGAAUGAAGAUGAACUAAUGCAGCAAAUUGUUGAGGACGUUUUGACAAAAAUACAAAAGACAUUCUUGUCUAUUACUGAAUAUCCAGUUGGAUUGGAAUCUCGUGUGGAACAAAUGAUUCAGUUUAUUGAAAAGCAAUCAAGCAAAGUUUGUAUGAUAGGAAUACGGGGAAUGGGAGGAUCCGGAAAAACAACCACAGCCAAGGCUAUCUACAAUCGAAUCCAUCGCAAAUUUGUGGAUAGAAGUUUCAUAGAAAAUGUCAGAGAAGUCAGCGAAAAGGAUAAUAGAGGCAUUAUUCAUUUACAAGAACAGCUUCUCUCAGAUGUCCUCAAAACAAAAGAGAGGAUACAUAGCAUUGCAUUUGGGCCAAUUCUGAUUGAGAAUAGGCUUAAAGGAAAAAGGGCACUUGUUGUACUUGAUGAUGUGACCACGACUGAGCAAUUAAAAGCCCUGUGCGGAAAUCCUAAGUUGUUUGGUUCGGGAAGUGUAUUAAUUGUUACUACAAGAGAUGGACGCCUACUUAAUUUACUUAGUGCUGACUAUGUCUGUACAAUGACAGAAAUGGAUAAAAAGGAGUCACUUGAACUUUUCAGUUGGCAUGCUUUUAGACAACCGAUACCAAGUGCAGACUUCAACAAACUAUCCAAAAAUGUAGUUGCUUACUCUGGAGGAUUACCACUUGCUCUUGAAGUCCUUGGAUCUUACCUAUAUGAGAGGACGAAACAAGAAUGGAAAGGUGUACUGUCAAAAUUAGGGAGAAUUCCCAAUGAUCAAGUACAGGAGAAACUGAGAAUAAGCUAUGAUGGUUUAGAGGAUGAUACAGAAAAGGAUAUAUUUCUUGACAUAUGUUGUUUCUUUAUUGGCAAGGACAUAGCCUAUGUUACAGAAAUACUGAAUGGUUGUGGACUUUAUGCUAACAUUGGAAUACCUGUUCUCAUAGAAAGAAGCCUCGUAAAAGUUGGAAAGAAUAACAAGCUUGGAAUGCAUGAUUUGCUACGCGACAUGGGAAGAGAAAUUGUUCGCGUAAGUUCAGCAAGAGUGCCUGGGAAGCGUAGUCGAUUGUGGUUUCGCGGGGAUGUACAUGAUGUUUUGACAAAAAAUACCGGAACCGAAACUGUAGAAGGAUUGGUUUUGAAGUCCCAAAGCACCGGCGAAGUUUGCUUCAGUGCUGAUUCUUUCAAGGAGAUGAAGAAACUAAGACUUUUACAACUUGAUCAUGUUGAUCUUACUGGAGAUUUUGGGUAUAUUUCUAAAGAAGUGAGAUGGCUCCAUUGGCAGGGAUAUACAGGAGACUAUAUGCCCGGUGAAUUUUAUCAAGGAAAUCUAGUUGUUGUUGACUUAAGAUACAGUUAUAUUAAACGAGUGUGGAAAGAAACCAUGUUGAUGGAUAAGCUAAAAAUUCUCAAUCUCAGUCAUUCCAAGUACUUGGAAAUCACCCCUGACUUUUCGAAAUUACCAAAUCUAGAAAAGCUCAUUAUGAAAGAUUGUCCAAGUUUGUCCAAGAUACACCAUUCCAUUGGAGAUCUUAAGAAUGUUCUUUUGAUAAAUUUGAAGGACUGUACAGGUCUUAGAAAUCUUCCAAGGAAGAUCUAUCAAUUGAAAUCAUUGAAAACUUUCAUUCUUUCUGGUUGUUCAAAAAUUGACAAAUUGGAAGAAGAUAUAGUGCAAAUGGAAUCCUUGACAACUCUAGUUGCAACAAAUACUGGGGUCAAACAAGUGCCUUUUUCGAUAGUUAGAUCAAAAAGCAUUGUUUAUAUAUCCCUAUGUGGUUUUGAAGGAUCAUCGCGCAAUGUUUUUCCUUCUCUCAUUAGGUCUUGGAUGGCACCAACCAUGAAUUCCCUACUCUAUAUUUCGCCAUUUGGAAGCGUGUCAUUGUCUCUAGCUUCGUUGGUUUUUGAGAGCGAUAAUUCGGGAUAUCUAUCACCUAAUCCUAGCAGCCUUUCAAAACUUGGACGAUUUUGGGUUCACUACCGCUUGUACUUUCAAGUAACUCAAGAAUUAAGAACAUUUCUUGAUGAUUUAUACAAUGUAAAUUUUACUGUGUUGGAAGACACAUCACAUGAAUCACAAAGCUCGAGUUAUUCAUUGAGAUCACUUUUGAUGAAAAUGAGCAGUUGCCACGGAAAGAUCAAUAAUACUCUUGGCGAGAGCAUAUCACAGACAAUGUCAGGGGAAUUGUCUAAAGUUCACAACAAAUAUAUACUUCAAGAAAUUUCAGAAAAACAAGUUAACCACAGGAUAGACUCUCAGAGAAUUCGGGUGGACUCUGAUGAAGACUAUGAAAGCCUCCCACCUUUGAAACGUUCUAGGAAGUAUUCAAAUGAGAAAGAGUGGGAAGACUUGGGAGAUAUUCUUACCCCAACAUUUAAGAAACUAAAAAUUAAGCACUCAAAAGAAAGGAGAUCAAAAGCUCCUGAUGGAAGAAGUAGAAAAUCUCAAAUGAAAAGAGUGGCAGAAGAUUCUGUUAAUAGUUAUGAGGAAACAAAAUCAUCCUUUAAAAAUCCAAUGAAGCAGGAUUCCCCUAAAGUUGUUAAUGUUAAUCAAGAGAAAAAGAAAACUCAGCCUAAAUUCCAAAUUCCUGAGUUUUCUUUGGAUUCCUCAAAGUUGAUUAUUCAUUUUCAGAAGAUUGAAAAUCCUCAACAAGUAUUACCUCCAGUGAAGAAUAAGGAACCAGACACCAUAAAAGUCCCCUCUGGUUUUAUCAACACAUUACCUCAGGAAAAUAUUCUUGAAAAAGAUGCUUCAACCCUCGUAAUUUCUUUAUCAUCACAAACAGUUAAGCAAGAGAAGGUAAAUGAAAGCAUCACUAGUAAAUGCAAAUCCUCCACUUCCAAGGGUCCAAGUGCUACAGAAAAUGUAGAAAAGGUUUCUUGUAAACAAGAAUCUGUUUCUGAGUAUUCACCAGUUGAUUAUUCUAAAUACAAGGAACUUAUUGAAGAGGACCCUCUAGCCAUGAUGGAGAAACUACUUUCUGGUGAACUCAGUUUUUCGUCAAAGACUUCACAAUCUACAAAACAAGCAGAAGCUACUCAAGUUGAGAGGGAACCAAUCAAUACCCUGCUUGAUGACUUGAGACAUCUAGUUUUUUCAAGUAACCUUUUGAAAUAUCUGCCAAACGACAUGAACCGUAGAGAAAAGGUAAAAGGUUUAUUAUUUGAACUUGAUGAUAGGGUCGAUGAACUGUCUGAGAAACAGGUUUUGGGUCUUGUUGAGCUCACUAAAAUCUUCAAUGAAGCCGAAAUCAUCAUUGAUGGUAGUCGAGACAAUGCCGAUUCUCUUCAAGAGCUUGAAGUGAACCACAAAAACACGAUGUCUAAACUUCAGGCUUCCAAGGACAAGAUGAAGAGAUUUGCUGAAUCAAUUGCUGCUGGCCAGAAUAAAAUCCAAGAUAUAGAUCAUGAAAUUGAGGAUAUACAGACACAAAUUCAAUUGCUUAAGCAGCAAGUAAAUAAGCUUCGUCAAGAAAAGUCUCUCUUGAAAGAUACUUGUUCGAAAUGUCACGAAAAAAGGGUCUAUAUUAUGAAAGAAGUUAAAAGUAUAUCCUCAGAAGCUGUGGAAAUCCUUGAGAAAACUUCGCAACUCGAAAAGAAAGAACAAGAAUUCAAUUUGAAUUACAAGAGACUCCAAGAGCACUAUACCAAAAUGAAAUUAGCACCUCCUUUUUUCCUGUGGUUGAUCGAUAUUCAUAGACCCAUGAAUCCUUCUUCAUCUUUUUCAACAUCCAAUCCCCAAUGGUUGUACGACGUGUUCAUCAGUUUCAGGGGACCCGACACUCGUGGCAAUUUUGUUUCUCAUCUUUAUGCAGCACUGUGUAAUGCUGGAAUCAACACUUUUCUUGAUGAUGAAGAGCUUAGAAAGGGAAAGGAGCUUGGACCAGAAUUAUUCAGAGCAAUUCAUGGUUCUCAAAUAGCCAUAGUUGUUUUCUCAGGAAACUAUGUUCAUUCUAAUUGGUGUCUUGAUGAACUGGUACAAAUCAUGGAAUGCCACGACAAUACGAGUCAGGUUGUUUUUCCUGUAUUUUAUGGUGUUACCCCUUCGUUUAUACGUCAAUAUGCUAAAGAAACUUUUGGAGAAGUUACCAAUAAAAGUGAUAGCCGUGCCCGUAAUGUGGAUCACCAGAAAAAUCCACGAAAGGAAGCACUCAUCGAUGCUUCGCAUGUGGCUGGUUGGGAUAUGGCUAAUUACAGUAAUGAAAGCAUGGUUGUGAAGAAAAUUGUUGCCCAAGUUUUGCAAACACUAGACAAAAAAUACUUACCUAUCCCAGAUUAUCCUGUUGGACUAGAAUCGCGUGCAAAACGCAUGAUUCGGUUUUUAAGACAGAAUACAAGAGGAGUAUGUUUAGCAGGGAUUUGGGGAAUGGGGGGGAUAGGCAAAAGCACCAUUGCCAAAGUUGUCUACAAUAAUCUUUGGUAUGAAUUUGAAGAUCAAAGCUUCCUUGCUAAUAUUAGAGAAGUUUGGGGGAAAGAUCGGGGUCCAAUCAAUUUACAAGAACAACUUCUUUCAGAUAUCCUCAAAAAAGGAAAUAUAAAGGUGCAUAGUGUUGAGUGGGGAAAAGCUAUGAUCAAUGAACGACUUUGCACAAAACGAGCACUUAUUGUACUUGAUGAUGUGAGUACGUGUGAGCAGUUAGAUGCACUAUGCGGAAAUCGGAAUGGGAUUGGUCCGGGAAGUAUAAUAAUCAUAACAACAAGAGAUGUGCGUCUACUUAAUAUCACUAAAGUUGACUUUAUUUAUAAAGUAGAGGGAUUGAAUUCAUCAGAGUCCGUUAAACUUUUCAAUUGGCAUGCAUUUAAGGCGGAGAGUCCAACUAAAGGUUCCCUUAGACCCUCAGGAGAUGUAGUUUCUUAUUGUGGUGGACUACCAUUAGCUCUUGAAGUCCUUGGAUCUUACCUAUUCAACAGGAGAAUAAAAGAGUGGAACAGUGUAUUAUCAAAGCUAAAACAGAUACCCAAUGAUCAAAUCCAUGAAAAACUAAAAAUAAGUUUUGAUGGUUUAAGGGAUCGUAUGGAGAAGGAUAUAUUUCUUGAUGUCUGUUGUUUCUUUAUCGGUAAGGAUAUAGCUUAUGUUACGGAGAUAUUAAAUGGUUGUGGGUUUCAUGCUGAUAUUGGAAUAGCAGUGCUGAUAGAGAGAAGUCUAAUAAAAAUUGAAAAGAAUAGAAAGCUCGGAAUGCAUGAUUUGCUACGAGACAUGGGGAGAGAAAUUGUUCGUGAAAGUUCAACUAAGAAGCCUGAGAAGCGUAGUCGGUUGUGGUGCCAUGAAGAUGUUGUUGAUGUAUUGACCAACCAUAGCGGAACAAGAGCCAUCGAAGGAUUGGUUAUGAAGUCACAAAGGACCAGUACAGUUUCCUUCGAUACCAUUGCUUUUGAGAAAAUGAAAAGAUUGAGAUUGUUGCAACUUGAUCAUGUAGAUCUCAUCGGAAACUAUCAGUUUUUUCCGAAGCACCUGAAAUGGCUUUCUUGGCAAGGAUUUCCUUUAAAAUACAUACCAGAAAACUUUUAUCAGGAAAAUCUAGUUGCUAUGGACUUAAAACACAGCAAUCUUAUCCAAGUUUGGAAGAAGCCGCAGUUGAUUGUGGGACUGAAGAUCCUAAAUCUCAGUCAUUCUAAGUACUUGAAAAGCACCCCUAACUUUUCAAAAUUACCGAACCUAGAAAAGCUCAUUAUGAAGGAUUGUCCAAGUUUAUCCGAGGUACACUCGUCCAUUGGAGAUCUCAAGAAUAUUCUUCUGAUAAAUUUGAAGGACUGUACAAGUCUUAGCAAUCUCCCAAGAGAGAUAUAUCAAUUGACAUCAGUAAAAACUCUGAUCCUUUCUGGUUGUUUAAAUAUUGACAAAUUGGAAGAAGAUAUAUUGCAAAUGGAAUCCUUGAGAACACUAAUUGCAGCAAAUACUGGUGUCAAAAAAGUGCCAUUUUCGUUAGUUAGAUCAAAAAGCAUUGCAUAUAUAUCCUUAUGUGGAUAUGAAGGAUUAUCAUGUGAUGUUUUUCCUUCUAUCAUUAGGUCAUGGUUGUCACCAACAAUGAAUUCCUUACCACAUAUUCCACCUUUUGGUGGCAUGCCAAUGUCUCGUGUUUCCUUGGAUAUAGAGCGUAAUGAUUUGGCUUUGGUCUAUCAAUCACGUUCGAAAAUUAGAACUGUUUCGGUACAAUGUGACUCAGAGAUUCAACUGAAAGAAGAAUUCAGAAGAUUUCUUGAUGAUCUAUAUUGUGCUGGUCUUACUGAAGUGGGAACAUCACAUGCAUCACAAGUUUUGGAUCUUUCUUUGAGAUCUCUUUUGAUUCAAAUCGGAAGUUGCCACAUUGUUAUCGAUAUUCUUGUGAAGAGCUUAUCACAGGAAUUGACAAACAAUUCUAGUAAUUCUCUUCGUCACGGUGACAAUUAUCCUUCUUGGUUAGCCUAUACAUUCAAAGGACCUUCUGUAGUUUUCCAAGUGCCUGAGGCUAAUGAUUGUUGCAUGAAGGGGAUAACUUUGUGUGUUAUUUAUUCGUCAACACAUGAAAAUCUAGCAACCGAUUGUUUCGCUAGUGUGUUGAUCAUUAAUUACACCAAAUUCACUAUCCAAAUUUUCAAGCAAGACACGGUAAGGUCGUUCAAUGAUGAAGACUGGCAAGGUGUAAUAUCAAGUUUAGGAGUUGGUGACAAUGUGGAGAUUUUUGUAGCUAUUGGGAAUGGAUUUACCGUUAAGGAGAUGGCUGUCUAUCUAGUAUAUGACCCUUCAAAUGCUAUGGAAAUCGAGCCUUUAAAUGCUAUGGAAGUUGACCGGUCGACUGAGACAAAAAUUGAGCCAUUACAGGAAGUGGAAAUGCAACCAUCACCUAAUGUGAAAUCAGAGGCAUCAGCUGAAGAGGAAGUACAACCAUCGCCUCGUGUGCAAAUGGAGCCAUCAUCUGAUGAGGGAGUACAAGUGUCACCUAAUGUGAAAAUGGAUCCAUCAGCUGAAGAGGAAGUACAACCAUCGCCUCAUGUGCAAACAGAGCCAUCAGCCGAUGAGGGCGUACAACUGUCACCUAAUGUAAAAAUGGAGCCAUCAGCUGAAGAGGAAGUACAGCCACCGCCUCAUGUGCAAACGGAGCCAUCAGCUGACGAGGGAGUACAAGUGUCCCCUAAUGUGAAAAUGGAGCCAUCAGCUGAAGAGGAAGUACAGCGCAACAACUAUGAACAUCAAGAAAGUUCAGAAAAACAUGUUAUCUACAGGAUAGACCCUCAGACAAUUAGGGUGGACUCUGAUGAGGAAUAUGAAAGCCUCCAACCUUUUAAACCUUCUAGGAAGGUGAAUAAGAGUGAUCACUUAAGCAAUGGUGAUUCUGCUUCAUCUGUCCCCCCUAUCACAUCGAAGGAAAAGUCGGAUUCUUUGAGAAAGGAGAUUGAAAAUCCUCAACAAACACUACCUUCACUGAAGAGUAAGGCACCAGAUGCCAUAAAAGUUCCGUCUGAUUUUAUCAAUAGCUUACCACAGAAAAAAGUUCUUGAAAAAGGUUCUUCAACUAAAUCAACUCCAAUAAUUUCUCUAACAUCACCAAGAAUGAAGCAAGAGAAGGUAAAUGAAAGCAUCACAAGUAAAUCCUCCGCUUCAAAGGGUCCAAGUGCAACAGAAAAUGUAGAAAAGGUUUCUUCUAAACAAGAAUCAGUUUAUGAACAUUCACUAGUUGAUUAUUCUAAAUACAAGGAACUUAUUGAAGAGGAUCCUCUAGCCAUGAUGGAGAAACUCCUUUCUGGUGAACUCAGUUUUUCGUCAAAGACUUCACAAUCUACAAAACAAGCAGAAACUACUCAAGCUGAGAGGGUACCGAUCAAUGCACUGCUUGAUGACUUAAGACUUCUAGUUUUUUCAAGUAACCUUUUGAAUUAUCUGCCCAAUGACACAAACCGUCGAGAAAAGGUAAAAGGUUUAUUAUUUGAACUCAAUGAUAGGGUCGAUGAACUGUCUGAAAAACAAGUUUUGGGUCUUGAUGAGUUCACUAAAAUCUUCGAUGAAGCCGCAAUCAUCAUUGAUGAUAGUCGAGAUAAUGCCGAUUCUCUUCAAGAGCUUGAAUUGAACCGCAAAAACACAAUUUCUAAACUUCAGGCUUCCAAGGACAAAAUAAAGAGAUUAGCUGAAUCAAUUUAUGCUGACCAGUAUAAAAUCGAAGAUAUAAAUAUUCAAAUUGAGGAUAUACAAACACAAAUUCAAUUACUUAAGGAGCAAGUAAAUAAGCUUCAGCAAGAAAAGUCUCUCUUGAUAGAUACUUGUUCGAAAUGUCACGAAAAAAGUGUUGACAUUAUGAAAGAUAUCAAAAGUAUAUCCUCAGAAGCUGUGGAAAUCCUUGAGAAAACUUCCCACCUCGAAAAGAAAGAACAAGAAUUCAAUUUGAAUUACAAGAGACUCCAAGAGCACUAUACCAAAAUGAAAUUAGCACCUCCCUUUUGAAUUUAGAUAUGUUUAUCAUUUGGUUUUUUUUUUGACAUUAUGUGUAUCAUUUGUUUAACCACUUUAUAAUUUGUUUUAUGGUAUGUAACUAUGAUACUGUCACUGUGAUUACCAUUUAUAUAUUUUUUCAUUCA
Molecule: messenger RNA, 9239 nt
Organism: Trifolium pratense (red clover)
Lineage: Eukaryota; Viridiplantae; Streptophyta; Magnoliopsida; Fabales; Fabaceae
Exons: 17
Coding region: 202-9105 (2967 amino acids)
Biological process (GO): defense response; signal transduction
Molecular function (GO): ADP binding
Source: RefSeq, a predicted model, not a curated record